Molecule: messenger RNA, 1203 nt
Organism: Anneissia japonica
Lineage: Eukaryota; Metazoa; Echinodermata; Crinoidea; Comatulida; Comatulidae
Exons: 4
Coding region: 1-1203 (400 amino acids)
Source: RefSeq, a predicted model, not a curated record
AUGAGACAAGCUCGUCGUAAAAGAAAUCCAAGAAAUGCUUUGGUAUAUUUUAAAGUUGAUAAAACAACUUCCAUAGUACCAAUAGCCAAGGUUGUUCCGACAUCCGACUUAUUAAAAAUCGGUCAAGAAGUAACGGUAAAUUGGACAACUCAGCAGCAGUUUACUGGGGUAAUUAAGUUUCUAUCAGAUUCAAAUGCCGAGCUGUUGCAGAAACAGAAAGAUCUAGUGUUGGGCGACGACAAGCCAUAUGAUUCUUCGGAGGCUGUAGACAUAACGUCAAGCACAUUCUGGCACUUGGAAGUUGACGUAAUGCCAAUUUACCUUACCUUAUUCUUCAGUAAAUUCACUGCCGAACACACUAAAUACUGGCCUGGGCCUCUCCAGAAACAGGAUUCGCUAGCUCUGCCUCCGGACUCGCCAGCUGUGUCAUCGGAAUCACCACCUCCAUCACCGGAACUGCCUCCGCAACAAGAACCGCUACCUUCAUCACCAGAAUUGCCACCGCCACCGGAAUCGCUACCUCCAUCACCGAACUCGCCACUGGACUCAUCAUCAUCAUCAACAGCGUCAUCAUCGCUACCUCACUCAUCCACACAGCUGCACCCGAAUGUGCAACACCAGCUGCCAACUCUUCAAACUCACCUUCCAAAUUCACACCCACUUGAUUGGUACCGCCCAACACUAAAUUCUGAGUUACUGGACAAUCCCUGGACAUCCAACAAUGCUCACAUUUAUCGUCCCUUUCCCAUAACCCCUACCUCGCCACCAUGGUUGUUUCGUCCACGAAUGCGAACACCAAAAGACAACAUUAUGCAGCUACCAAAGCCAAACGCACCAACCAACAAAUUCAGCACAUCAGAUCGCGUGUCGAUAGGUACGACAAACGAAAUAACCAUGACCGCCAAUGAAUACCAGGAGGUGUUUGAGGUUUCGUCUUCCGCCAUUUCCUUAACGCUUAAUUUAAUGACGAGUUUGCUAACUAUAGAGGAAAUGGCGGAGAGUAAUUUGAAUGGCGGUACCUUCUACUCCAAGGGUACGCCAAAGAUAUUUAAACAAUUGAACGAACAAAUCAUGAAUGCUAUUCGUGACCAAGUUAAUAAUGAAUUUCCACAUUUAGCAUUGAUAAGUGGUUCAGAGCCAAUAAUCCGUGGUGCCAUAAAUGCCAAAUGCAGACACCACCGCCUUAGACUUGGAAAGCAAUAA